Lathyrus oleraceus (garden pea) is the source of this 896-nucleotide messenger RNA. RefSeq names its product glutaredoxin-C3. The transcript has 4 exons. Gene Ontology annotation, molecular function: glutathione disulfide oxidoreductase activity. The coding region runs from base 217 to 621 and encodes 134 amino acids. Lineage: Eukaryota; Viridiplantae; Streptophyta; Magnoliopsida; Fabales; Fabaceae. Gene Ontology annotation, cellular component: cytoplasm. Gene Ontology annotation, biological process: cellular response to oxidative stress. The record is from RefSeq and is a predicted model, not a curated record.
UAAAAACGAAAUUAUUGAUUUUCGGUCAAGAUUCACCGUAUUGUGUUUACACAUUUUAGAGAGAAAAGAAAAACCGUGUAGACACUAGACAAAAAUACGGGGUUCGUUGAGUUGUACGAAAUCUCUACGUGCAAAUUGUAGCUUCCAAAUUGGGAAUAUCCAUAGAAGUUAUUACUAUCCGAGGAAACAACACAUACAAACACGACACGGAGAAGAAUGAAGAGUUUUCGAUGGAGUUUGAUCGUCACUCUAACGUUCUUAUCCCUUUCACCAUUUUUGUUUGGGAAGGGUAAUGGACCAGUACACAUCGAAGCCUCUAAUUCAGUUUCCGCUUUCGUUCAAAACGCAAUCUACUCCAACAGAAUCACCAUCUUCUCCAAAUCAUAUUGCCCGUAUUGUUUGCGCUCUAAACGUAUCUUUGCUGAACUAAAUGAGAAGCCUUUUGUGGUUGAGCUGGAUUUGCGAGAUGAUGGGUAUGAAAUUCAGGGUGUUCUUUUGGAUAUGAUUGGUAGAAGGACUGUUCCACAAGUAUUUGUCUAUGGGAAGCAUAUUGGUGGAUCAGAUGAUCUCAGUGCUGCAGUCCAGAGUGGUGAAUUGCAGAAACUUCUCAAAGCAAGUUGAUUCUAUACCGGAGUGGAGCACUAGCAUCUAUAGUUUAUCUGUAUACGAAGAACUCGCAUUUUCAUGGAUAAUGAAGGUUUCAAGCUUCUAGUGGAAGAAUACUUUUUCAUGUUUUUUUUUUGGUAUUUACUAGGUGAUAAACAUGUAGUUACAGCUUGAUGUGGCUCUGCAUAAAUCUACAAGAUUUAAUGUUAGUAUUAUUUUGCUCUAUAGGAUAGUAUGACCAUGAAUACACGUGAUUAUUAAUUAUAAAAUUGCGAAUUUCAAUGUUCUAA